This is a messenger RNA of Opisthocomus hoazin, 438 nucleotides long. Lineage: Eukaryota; Metazoa; Chordata; Aves; Opisthocomiformes; Opisthocomidae. The record is from RefSeq and is a predicted model, not a curated record.
AUGCCAACGCUUCCCCCGAUCCGGAUCCGAAAUCGCCGUCGCCGGACAUCGGGCCAAACCCGCCGCCGGCUGCGGGCGAGGAUUUUGCGUAUCCUUGAAUUCAUCAGUGUGGCAGUGGGACUGGUCAGUAUUAGAGGCGUGGACAGUGGCCUUUACCUUGGAAUGAAUGACAAGGGAGAACUCUACGGCUCUGAGAAGCUAACUUCUGAGUGCAUCUUCAGGGAGCAGUUUGAGGAAAACUGGUACAACACUUACUCAUCCAACGUGUACAAACAUGGAGACUCGGGACGGCGAUACUUCGUAGCACUUAACAAAGAUGGUACUCCCAGAGACGGGGCAAGGUCCAAAAGACACCAGAAAUUCACUCAUUUCUUGCCCCGGCCUGUGGAUCCUGAACGAGUUCCAGAACUGUACAAAGACGUGUUAGGAUACAGUUGA